Molecule: messenger RNA, 318 nt
Organism: Oldenlandia corymbosa var. corymbosa
Lineage: Eukaryota; Viridiplantae; Streptophyta; Magnoliopsida; Gentianales; Rubiaceae
Source: the annotation of a GenBank genome assembly
AUGUCAGACCAGGGUCAACUUUCUCAGGAGGCGUUUCAGUUCCAGAGCCACCUGUUUUCGGGUUCUGGGUUUGAUUUUGCCGUGGGACAACAUUGUUUUGAGGACCAGGCUAGAGAUCAGACUCAGCAAUAUCAAGGUUCAGAGCUUGCGGGUCAACAAGCAUGCAAGAAGAAAAGACCACGUCAUAAUUUACCUUUUACACAGCUAGCUUUGGCUAAGGAGGCAAGAAAUAUAAAGGUGCCUACAAAGCUUGCUAGUUGCGGACUCGGUGAAGAUAACUCUGAUGGUCAAAUGGACAAGGACAAGAAGCGCAAGUAG